Molecule: messenger RNA, 1932 nt
Organism: Fopius arisanus
Lineage: Eukaryota; Metazoa; Arthropoda; Insecta; Hymenoptera; Braconidae
Gene: Vps45
Product: vacuolar protein sorting 45
Exons: 4
Coding region: 77-1765 (562 amino acids)
Biological process (GO): intracellular protein transport; vesicle-mediated transport
Cellular component (GO): Golgi membrane
Source: RefSeq, a predicted model, not a curated record
AAUGGCUACUUGUCACUGUGUCCCGUCCAGUUGAAGCGGAUAAACCCCUCGUAAUUGUCACCGAUAAACAAUAAAAAUGAAUGUUGUGACAGCAAUAAAGCUUUACAUCACCCGGAUGACAGAAGAAAGUGGUCCGGGUAUGAAAGUUCUCCUGAUGGACAAGCAGACGACCAGCAUCGUGAGUUUGGUUUACAGUCACUCGGAGAUACUGAUGAAGGAGGUGUACCUGUUCGAAAAAAUUGACGCUGUGGUACGAAGUGAGGCUCUAAGACACCUCAAGUGCAUUGUAUUUAUCAGGCCAACCAAAGAAAAUGUUGCAUUACUCUGCAACGAAUUGAGAAAUCCGAAAUAUGGGACGUAUUACAUAUAUUUCAGUAACAUCAUCGCUAAAGCUGAUAUCAAACUUCUGGCUGACAGUGAUGAGCAGGAAGUUGUUAGGGAAGUUCACGAGUAUUAUGCGGACUAUCUAGCGAUAAAUCCUCAUUUAUUUUCACUUGGAAUUCAUGCAUGUUCUGAAGGUUUAACAUGGAAUCCAGAACACCUCCACAGAAGCUGCGAGGGAAUAAUAUCCGUGUUAUUGUCCCUGAAAAAAUGCCCUUACAUUCGUUACCAGAGUAGUUCGAAAAUGGCUAAGAGAUUAUCAGAGAAAAUUCGUGAAGUGCUGACGAAGGAGUCGAAUUCCUUCAAGUUCAGACAAGAGACUGAUCCCAUUCUGUUGAUUCUCGAUAGGAGAGAUGAUCCCGUGACGCCUUUACUGAAUCAGUGGACAUAUCAGUCGAUGGUCCACGAGUUGCUGACGAUAAAUAACAAUCGAGUUGAUUUGUCACACGUUAAGGGGAUCUCCAAAGAAUUGAGGGAAGUGGUUUUGAGCGCUGAACAUGAUGAGUUCUACGCUGAGAAUUUGUACUUGAAUUUUGGGGAAAUUGGCCAGACGAUUAAGGAAUUGAUGGAAGAAUUCCAGAGGAAAGCGAAGAAACAUCAGAAGGUGGAGAGUAUUGCUGACAUGAAGAACUUCGUUGAGGCCUAUCCGUUGUUCAAAAAAAUGUCGGGAACUGUUUCGAAACAUGUGACAGUUGUCGGUGAAUUAUCGAAUCUGGUCGGUCAGCACAAUUUGUUGGAAGUCUCUGAAACUGAGCAAGAGCUUUGCUGUCAGAACGAGCACUCCAAUCAGCUUCAGAAGAUAAAAAAAUUACUUAACAAUUCUAAAGUACGAGACAUCGAUGCCACUAGAUUAGUGAUGUUAUACGCUCUUCAUUACGAGAAACACACGAACAAUGAAAUUGGAACUCUAGUCGAGAUGUUGAAGAAACGAGAUGUUCCAGAGAGAUACACAAGACUUGUAUAUAACAUUUUGGAGUACAGUGGUAUCAAUAUGAGACAGUCGAAUCUAUUCGAUCGCGAGGCGGUGGCAAAAAUAACAAAGAAAUUGUUCAAAGGAUUGAGUGGUGUUGAUAAUGUCUACACACAGCACAAUCCCCUUUUGACUGAGAUCCUCGAGGAUCUGAUCAAGGGAAAAUUAAAUACUCAGACUUAUCCUUACCUUGGAAAUAUGGUCAUGACAAAAAGAACUCAAGAUGUGAUUGUCUUCGUCGUUGGUGGGGCAACUUACGAGGAGAGUCUGGCUGUUUACAACCUGAACAAGCAAAAUCCUGGAGUCAAGGUUAUCCUGGGUGGAACGACACUCCACAAUUUUGAGAGCUUCUCCGGAGAAAUUGUCUCAGCUACUGACGGUGUAGCAUCGAAAUACAAAUCAAGGAACCACUGAUCCAUGAGGAGACCUGUUUUUCUAAAAAUAUUUAUUCAGCAUUCCCCUAAAAUUAAAUACCAAUAUUCACGCGGGGUCUCUCAUCGAUCGAUUAGUUCCAUUUAUAUUCAUAUGUUACUAAUUACCAGUGUAUAGUAAUGAUGAAUUGUUCGUGAAUAAAAUAGCUU